AUGGCUUCUUUGGUGGACUACUUUUUCACCGCUGGCUUGGAUACCGAAAUGGAACUGGAGCCCCAUUUUCCGGCUAAACCAGCAACUGAAGAUCCACAACCCUCGACAAAUGGUCCAUACAAAUGCCGAAUCCUACAACAUUUUCCGGAAAACUGCCGUGGAUUUUCGUUUUCAAAAGAGGCUACUGCAAUGCUUGUUAUGCCGAACGGCCUUCACUUCUUUACGCAAGCCCAUCCCCUCAUGCGCCAAGCGCGCCCACCGUUUCGACAUAGUUUUAUCAUUACCCGGGAGGAUGGUAAGCGGGUCUACGGGUUUGCCCUCCUCUUCCCAGAAGAAGUCACACACCCGGGCGUGAAGGCGGCUCUCAAGUUGUUAGAAACUAGUCGAGUAUUCCGUAACAAGGCAGCCUCUCUAUCCUCCACCGCAAGUCCCGGUGCCCAGCCGAACCCAAUACGGACAGAAUCGGCGUCAACGUUUCGACUGUCGUCUUGCGAUCAAAUUUUCUCAAUGAAGGCUAUUGGUGUCCUGUCACGAUGGCCCUUUGCCCACGGACUCUUCGGUUGGUUGGAGGACCUCUGGUCGUUAAUAUUCUUUCGAUCACCUCAUCUCCCCCCUGACGUCACCGUGGAGUCCUUCGUCUACAAUAUCCUCUUUGAGGCCGGUCUCGGCUCACCGGGACAAUGUCUUGUUGUUCAGGGGCCAAAUACACAACACUUCUGCUUCCAACCUGGUAAGCCUCAUUGCCUGCCUGUUUUGAAGUUGGGUAUGACACUUGGGUAA
This is a messenger RNA of Dibothriocephalus latus, 780 nucleotides long. The record is from the annotation of a GenBank genome assembly. NCBI's taxonomy places the organism in Eukaryota, Metazoa, Platyhelminthes, Cestoda, Diphyllobothriidea, Diphyllobothriidae.